GGCGAAUGCGAUUCUCUCUCUAUACGCGCGGUGUGUGUGUCGACUGUUACUGUCCACACGCACCAACUAAUUGGCACCUGUAAGGGUUUCUCGCCUGCACCUGUUCAUCACCUCUCUCUCUCCUCCUUCCCCCACUGUCUCUCUAAAAACCCCCAUUUCUCUCUCCUAAAAUCCCUACGCCAUUGUUCUUCCUGCUUCGUUUUAGCCUAGACGAGAGAGCUCAAGCUUCGUGCUCGACAAGUGAUCAUGGAGUCAGCAUUCGGAGGCUGGCCAAGCAAUUAUGCCAGCCCACUAGCAGCCAAGUUUCCACCUUAUAGCCCCACUGCAGGAGUGUAUUACAGGGAACGGAAGAGAACAAGAUCACCCGGUGAAGAAAAAUUGAACGGAAAUGUGGCACGUGAUGAACCCAAAUUGAAGAAAGCAAAAACUUCUUCGAAAGUUAUUGAUUAUUCUGAUCCAUUUGCGGUGCCGAAUUUGUUAGAGUCUCUUGAUAGUGGUAAAUAUGGUAGUGUUACCAAAGAAAUAAAGGAUCUAAUUGAUAGGAGGAGGCAAACAUUAAAUACUUAUUUUGGAUUGGAUCCGACGCUUAUGGACGUAGAAGUUAACCUGGCAAGGGGGGCUUCAAAGGAGAACCUUCCGGCAACUCCUUCGGCUCAGAAGGAUGUCAUUGACUUGGUUGACGAUGAUGUUGCAAAUGAUGUUCCAGUUGAGAGAUUGCCGAUUGUAGUUAUUGAUUCGGAUGAUGAAGAGACAGGAGACCAGAAAUCGUUGUACCCAUAUCGAGAGAUUGUCUUGCCAAAGCCAGCUGGGGAGUUUCUAAUGAAGGAUUUUCUGGAUAGGGAUUCUGCUCAAAACCGAAGUUUCAAAAAAUCCAAUGCAAGGCUUGCUAGUGAGGAUGAAAGCACAAAAGAUAAGGGUGUUCAUGUUCAGGUAGAGGAUGCUAUGGAAGGUGAAGAUGAAAGAACGAAAGAUAAAGGUGUUUAUGUUGGUGUUGAGGAUGAUAUGGAAACUCAGGAAGGCAAUGAUUAUGAUGGUCUGGACGAUAUUUGGAAGGAAAUGACUGUUGCAUUAGAAUGUUCCAAGGAUACCGCAGACGGUCCUCCAACUGAUGAACAUGUAAAAGAAGAGCAAGAUGAGUGUGACCAUACUUUUGUGUUGAAAGAUGAUCUUGGUUAUGUUUGUCGAAUUUGCGGAGUAGUUCAGAGAGGAAUCGAAACCAUAAUUGAGUACCAGUACGCAAAGGGCACAAGGUCUACACGCACAUACUUUUAUGAUGGCCGGACUAUAAAGGACAAGGAAGCAACUGAAAUAUUUCAUGAUGGGGUUAAAUUAUCUGGACAGGAUUUUGCUGUCACUGAAAUUGCUGCUCAUCCCAGGCACAAAAAACAAAUGAAACCCCAUCAAGUUGAGGGCUUCAAUUUUCUACUGAGUAAUUUGGUUUCAGAGAAUCCAGGUGGCUGCAUCAUGGCCCAUGCUCCUGGUUCUGGAAAAACUUUCAUGAUAAUUAGUUUUAUGCAGAGUUUUUUGGCCAAGUAUCCCCAUGCUAGACCAUUGGUGGUGCUGCCAAGAGGCAUUCUGGCUACAUGGAAGAAAGAGUUUUUGAGAUGGCAAGUUGAGGACAUUCCGCUAUAUGACUUCUACUCCGUAAAAGCCGAUAAUCGAGCACAGCAGCUUGAGGUGCUAAAACAGUGGGCAGAUCAGAGAAGCAUACUUUUUCUGGGAUACAAGCAGUUUUCUUCAAUUGUAUGUGACAACGAUACCAACAAGACUGCCGCUGCCUGCCAAGAAAUACUGCUAACGUACCCAUCCAUUCUCAUUCUGGAUGAAGGUCAUACUCCUAGAAAUGAGAAUACAGAUGUCCUAAACUCGCUGAAGAAAGUCCAGACGCCCCGAAAAGUUGUACUUUCAGGCACCCUUUAUCAGAACCAUGUCAAAGAGGUCUUCAACAUUUUUGAUCUCGUUCGCCCAAAAUUCUUGAAGAUGGAUACUUCUCGUGCGAUUAUGAGGCGGAUCUUGAGCAGAGUGCCAAGCAUGAGGAGGAAGCAUAUGAAGGCAAAGGGCUUGGACAAUGUGUUCUAUGAAUCAGUAGAGCGAGCACUACAGAAAGAUGAGAAUUUCAAGAGAAAGGUUACUGUCAUUCAAGACUUGCGUGAAAUGACAGGCAAGGUUCUCCAUUUCUACAAAGGAGAUUUUCUUGAUGAAUUGCCUGGGCUUGUUGACUUUACUGUAUUUCUUCACCUCAGCCCUAGACAAAAGCGUGAAGUUGAAGAACUAAAGAACUUAGUUAGGAAGUUCAAAAUUAGCUCGGAUGGGAGCGCACUUUAUGUGCACCCACAGUUGAGAUCUCUCCUAAAGAGUUCACCUAGAGACACGUCAACUAGAGAAAGAGAGGGGCUUGAUGAUGCCCGGAUGGACCAGAUCUUAGAGAAGUUGGAUAUUAGAGAAGGAGUGAAGGCAAAGUUCUUCCUUAAUCUAUUAGGCUUGUGCGAAUCAGGUGAUGAGAAGCUAUUGGUUUUCAGUCAUUAUCUCCAGCCACUUAAGUUCUUGGAAAGGCUUGCAAUGAAAGUGAAGGGUUGGACUCUGGGAAAAGAAAUGUUUGUAAUCACCGGUGAUUCCAGUUCUGAGAUUAGAGAGUGGUCCAUGGAUCGUUUUAACACUUCCCCAGAUGCUCGAGUCUUCUUUGGAUCAGUAAAAGCGUGUGGGGAAGGAAUAUCUCUAGUGGGUGCCUCACGAAUCAUCAUCCUGGACGUCCAUCUGAAUCCAUCGGUCACUCGUCAAGCAAUUGGGCGUGCCUUCCGACCAGGUCAAGAGAAGAAAGUGUACACCUAUCGGUUGGUUGCUGCUGGCUCGCCGGAAGAGGAAGACCACAUGACUUGCUUCAGAAAGGAAACUAUUGCAAAGAUGUGGUUCGAAUGGAAUGAGUAUUGUGGUCAGCAAGAGUUUGAAAUGGAGACUGUCAACGUGAGUGACUGUGGCGACCAGUUCUUGGAGACCUCGAAGUUGAGUGAAGAUAUAAAAGCUCUGUACAAAAGGUAAAUGGCGAUGUAGGUCUGAGGCAUGGGCUGUAGAUGUAAAUUUUUGACAUGUCCUCGUUACUGAUUCUCAGGCUGUAAUUUCUUCACAGUAUGGAACUCUGACAGGCAGUGUAGGAUGGUUUCUUUGUAGCAAUUUUGUUUUAGAUGCUUGUUGAGAAUCAGACAUAUGUUAGGUUCUGUGGAGCAAGAAAAGUGUUUUAAGUUUAUUAAGAUGUUCAUUUAAGGUUUGUGAAUGUGAAUUGAGAAUGACUCUCUUUUGACUCUUUCUGGAAUUGUAAAGUUUAGGAUCCUUCUCUCUGUACAGGGCAGCAGCUCAUUUCAGAAGUGAAGUUGUAAAUACAUGCUUUAUGAAAGUUAUGCUUGCAGGAUAGAUCGUUUUUGUG
Camellia sinensis is the source of this 3418-nucleotide messenger RNA. Its product is annotated as protein CHROMATIN REMODELING 35. Gene Ontology annotation, molecular function: ATP binding. The record is from RefSeq and is a predicted model, not a curated record. Gene Ontology annotation, biological process: gene silencing by siRNA-directed DNA methylation. Lineage: Eukaryota; Viridiplantae; Streptophyta; Magnoliopsida; Ericales; Theaceae.